Molecule: messenger RNA, 2279 nt
Organism: Thalassophryne amazonica
Lineage: Eukaryota; Metazoa; Chordata; Actinopteri; Batrachoidiformes; Batrachoididae
Product: neuronal acetylcholine receptor subunit beta-2-like
Exons: 8
Coding region: 173-1714 (513 amino acids)
Biological process (GO): chemical synaptic transmission; regulation of membrane potential; signal transduction
Cellular component (GO): neuron projection; synapse; postsynaptic membrane
Molecular function (GO): acetylcholine-gated monoatomic cation-selective channel activity; transmembrane signaling receptor activity
Source: RefSeq, a predicted model, not a curated record
UUUGGUCGAGGAUUUCGUUGACGGUAACGAUCCUCUUGGCUUUUAAUCUUCGGAUAUUCGCCACAGGUUGAACUUCUGUUUUCUUCCAUCAGUGCGGAACAGAAAUUAAAGUCUGCAUCUGUUCACGUGCACGCUGACUUUCCGGACGUUCCGCAGCACGUUUUUCUGGAGGAUGCUUUCCAACGCGGGUCUCCUGCUCCUGAUGUGCUUUGUCACAAGCAGCGGGGCAGAGAAUGCGGAGGAAAGGUUGAUGAACUACCUGUUGAGUCCGCAGCGCUACAACAAACUGAUCAGACCAGCUGUCAACAAAAGUCAGCAGGUCACCAUCUCCAUCCAGGUGACCCUGUCUCAGCUCAUCAGUGUGAAUGAGAGAGAACAGAUCAUGACCACCAACGUGUGGCUGUUUCAGGAGUGGAACGACUACAGGUUGAGGUGGGAACCAGACAAAUAUGAAGGCGUUAAGAAACUGCGAAUACCGUCCAACCUCAUCUGGCUUCCAGAUAUCGUGCUCUACAACAAUGCUGAUGGUGUUUAUGAAGUUUCCUUCUACUGCAACGCUGUCGUUUCUAACACUGGGGACAUCUUCUGGCUCCCUCCAGCCAUCUACAAAUCAGCCUGCGCCAUUGAGGUGCAGAACUUUCCGUUCGACCAGCAGAACUGCACUCUCAAGUUCCGCUCCUGGACCUACGACCACACGGAGUUGGACCUCAUCCUCACAAGUGACUUUGCCAGCCGGGAUGACUUCACACCGAGUGGCGAAUGGGACAUUGUCUCGCUGCCGGCGCGUAAAAAUGAAGAUCCCAAUGACAUCACCUACCUGGACAUCACCUAUGAUUUUGUGAUCAAGAGGAAGCCGCUGUUUUACACCAUUAACCUCAUCAUUCCGUGUGUGUUGAUCACCUCGCUGGCUAUUCUGGUGUUCUACCUGCCAUCAGACUGUGGGGAGAAGAUGACGUUGUGUAUCUCAGUGCUGCUGGCACUCACCGUGUUCCUCCUGCUCAUAUCCAAGAUCGUACCGCCCACCUCUUUAGCUGUGCCACUUAUAGGUAAAUACUUGAUGUUCACCAUGGUGCUUGUCACAUUUUCCACGGUGAGCACCGUGUGCGUCCUCAACGUGCACCACCGCUCCCCGUCCACCCACCACAUGCCAGACUGGGUCAAACGAAUCUUCUUAGUUCAACUCCCCACGUUCCUCCUCAUGAGGCGGCCGGGCUCCUCCAGUGUUCGGGAAAAGCUCCGGCAGAAGUACUCCAAUAGAAAUAUCACUGGGAAAAAUGCCAAAAAUUUCCAGAGUGCCACAGGGAAGAAACAAUAUUCCAGCUUCAAAUUCGGAGGGAUCCGGACGGACACUGACUCCUUCUAUGUUAAUGAAGGUUUGGCCCCUAAGUUUGACUGGAAGGUGGGUGACAUUCCCGAUGGAGGAGGUGGAUUUUCAGACUUCCGGAGACGAGCUGGUGUUCAGGAGGAUGCAGUUUUGGAAGAAGCGGUGGAUGGAGUCAGAUACAUUGCUGAACACAUGAAGACAGAAGAUGAUGAUGAAGGGAUCAUAGAGGACUGGAAGUAUGUGGCCAUGGUGAUUGACCGUCUGUUCCUGUGGAUCUUCAUUUUGGUGUGUGUGGUUGGCACGCUGGGACUCUUCAUGCAGCCUCUUUUCCAAAGCUACAACACGCCCACAGCCAAUGACGCAGUGUACGGAGAUUCCCGGCUCCUGUGAUAUGGAAAAGAAAGCAGCCGCUUCCAUCCAGCUGUAACAGGCGCCACACCAGGUCUGGCUCUGAUUCUCCUCUUUGAUGACUCUCUCCGGACCGGUUACGGAGCCAGAACUAUCCAAUCAGCCACAUUGGCUGCGUUUAUAAUGGAGGAUUGGAGGUACGACGAUGUACAAAAAAAAAAAAAAAAACAUAUCGACGAGCUUUAUAUGAAUAAAUGUUUUACGGCUCAGCGUUUACACAACUUCUAUCACAAAGCCAAGACGUGCACAAGUUUUUUCAGGGAUUCUUUUCUCCUGCAUCCACUAAACGCUCGUGGUUUGAAAUGUUUGUCAGCGCUGUGGACUGGAUGUGGUGCUGAUGGAAGGGGGCAGAGCUCUGCUGCAGAAGUGCAGACGCACAACGCCUCUGCAGAAUCGAUGUACCAAAGACACAGCAGCAGUUCAUCACCUCCAGCUGGUCUGAUCUCACCUGGAAAACCAUCCACGUGCUGGCACACAGCCACCCACCUCAUUCCCUCUUCUCACAGGAACGAUACAAGGAGUCUAUCACUUCAACAAAUAAAGCAUC